Hyla sarda is the source of this 918-nucleotide messenger RNA. Its product is annotated as tropomyosin beta chain-like. Gene Ontology annotation, cellular component: actin filament. Gene Ontology annotation, biological process: muscle contraction; actin filament organization. NCBI's taxonomy places the organism in Eukaryota, Metazoa, Chordata, Amphibia, Anura, Hylidae. The record is from RefSeq and is a predicted model, not a curated record. Gene Ontology annotation, molecular function: actin filament binding.
GCGGAGGCGGAUGUGGCGUCUCUGAACAGACGUAUCCAGCUGGUGGAGGAGGAGCUGGACCGGGCCCAGGAGAGGCUAGCCACAGCCCUGCAGAAGCUGGAGGAGACCGAGAAAGCUGUGGACGAGAGCGAGAGAGGGAUGAAGGUCAUAGAGAACCGGGCGUCCAAGGAUGAGGAGAAGAUGCACGACCAGGACCUACAGCUCAAGGAGGCCAAACAUGUCGCUGAGGACUCCGACAGGAAAUAUGAGGAGGUUGCUCGUAAACUGGUGGUAAUAGAAGGAGAAUUGGAGCGAUCUGAGGAGCGGGCUGAGGUGGCUGAGAGUCGGUACAGAGAACUUGAAGUAGAACUCCGCACCAUGGACCAGGCCCUGAAAUCCCUGAUAGCAGCAGAGGAGGAGUAUUCAUCUAAGGAAGACCACUAUGAGGACGAGAUCAGACACCUCACCGAGCGGCUGAAGGAGACGGAAAGCAGAGUCGAGUUUGCAGAAAAAUCAGUGGCGAAGCUGGAGAAGACCAUCGAUGACUUAGAAGAAACUUUGGCGGAAGCGAAGGACGAGAAGCUGACUAUUCAGCAGACACUGGACCAGACGUUGGUGGAGCUGAACAACAUGUAACCCCCGGCCCACCCGGCCUCGGUCUUCAUUCUUUUGGCACUUGCACAGUUGUUCCCAUUGGAUGUCAUUGGUCUCACGCUCUCACCCUCCCCGCCACCAGAAACCCUCAAGAUUCUCCCAGAGGAGCCCAAGCAUGAACUGUUAAGGCCCCACUCCGUAUACACCGGGCUCUCCCGGGGCCCCAGGACAGGAAGAAGAAUCUUGGCUCUUUAAUCACAAUGACUGAACAUGACUUAUUGUGACCCGAUCGUAUGUGUAUGAUCUGUGUCCCCUAAUAAAGCCUGGCUCCAUGGAGUCACACAU